ACCCAACAACCUUUCCCCCAGUCUCUCCGCACCAGCAUUACUACCAUCCAUCACAACAGCGGUUUCCUAUCUUGCAAGUUACUCUCAUUAAGAAUAAUAAACAAGAAACGAAUGGCGCCCGUCGUGCCAACGAUCCACGUCUCCGAGCUUGCCACCGAAAUUAAUGCUCUUCCUCACGGGAAAACCCGCUCCCCGCCCAUCGACCUCGCGUCCCUGCCCUUGAAGGAGCUCGUGCAAUAUCGCUGCGAUAUCGUGGCCGGCGAGAAGGGGACAGGUCCAAUUGUCAAAUGCGUGCCCGUGGUCAGGCUUUAUAGGCAAUGCGAUGAUGGGAGGUUGAUUGAGACGACGUCUUGGGAGUCGUGGAAAAAGAAGCAGCGCACCGCAGAGGUUUCCGCUACGGAAGCAUCUUGAGCUUGAAAGAACACUGCCAAACUGCAACACAACACGAUUAUAUGACAGGUGACCCUAUGGCUCUAGUUCGAAUGUGCACUAUACCACUGUAAAGAUAAAAAUUGAUAUAUAACAAAUUGUAUGAGUAUUGUUCGAUCUAUCGAACCCAG
Aaosphaeria arxii CBS 175.79 is the source of this 560-nucleotide messenger RNA. RefSeq lists its product as uncharacterized. The transcript has 2 exons. NCBI's taxonomy places the organism in Eukaryota, Fungi, Ascomycota, Dothideomycetes, Pleosporales. The record is from RefSeq and is a predicted model, not a curated record. Gene Ontology annotation, cellular component: mitochondrial inner membrane peptidase complex. Bases 112 to 411 code for a protein of 99 amino acids.